UUACCAGGAGGGAAAAAAAAGGAAAAAGGUGAUUCCCUGUCGGCACCGGGCUGGCAGCAGAGCAGCACAGGUAGUCAGCGGCAACUCCCGCUAAUCUACCCAGCGACACCUCCCGUCUCUGGGGUGGGGGGAGAAGUACCCGGAGCCUCGGAGAAUCCGUCCCGCAUCACCACCAUAGCCCGUUCAGGUCAGCGGAUCGCUGUCAAACGCCGCCUCCGAAGAUGAUACCUGGCAAGCGAAGAGCUGCGGUCAUGCUCCUCUCUGCGGCGAUAGUCGGAGCGAUGCUGAUGCAGCCCGUCCGCUCCCAGAAUGAGCCGUCCAUUGCUGCCUCUGAGAAUGUCCUCCUAACAUUUGAGGAAGGCAGCAGUCCAGGCAUUGUGCUGCAGUGCAAUCUGACCAGCUCCUACAGCGCCCACAAGGAGAACUUCUGGAUGAAGAACGGGGAGGAGAUCCCAGAGACCCGCCAGGACAACAAGAACAUGGAGCUCAAGCUGGAUAGACCAAGAGCAGAUGCUGCUGGAGUCUAUGUGUGCGUCUACACCUUUGACAACGCCCCCCCAGCCAACGCCACCAUCGAAAUCAAAUCUGUUCCUGUGAUCACAGGCCACAAACGCAGUGAGAAUAAAAAUGAGGGCCAGCGUGCUGUUCUCCACUGUAAGUCUCUGGGCUAUCCUCACCCCAUUUGGACUUGGCACAAAGUGGACAACGGCGGUUUUAAGGAUAUUGACAACUCAACCGGGCGCUUCUUCAUCAACAGUCGGGACAACUACACCGAGCUCCACAUCGUCAACCUGGACAUCAACGCCGAUCCAGGCGUGUACGCUUGCAACGCCACAAAUGUGAUCGGCAGCAAUAAGGAAACGUCUGUGUUGAGGGUUCGCAGCCACCUGGCCCCCUUAUGGCCCCUUUUGGGAGUUCUGGCAGAGAUCAUCAUCCUCAUCGUCAUCAUUGUUGUGUAUGAGAAACGUAAGAAGCCAGAAGAUUUACAAGACGAUGAUGACCUAGGUGGACCAGUGAAAACAAACUCAACCAACAACCACAAAGACAAGAAUCUGCGGCAGAGGAAUACAAACUGAGUAGUGCGCCUGCUGAGUGUCAUCUGACAUGUAUUGACCACAUGAAGGUUAACAAGAAUGGACUCCAUAUCGAUUGUAACAUAGGAUGUAUCUGCCAUUAAAAGUAUGACUGUUGAGAGGUCAAUGAGGCAUGCCUUAUCAUUUUCUUGUGUGAGGCGCAUAUGUAAACAGAUGGUGUUAGCAUUAUAUCCAUUGUUGCUGCAUGCAGUUGUUAAGGUCUUUUAUGAUUUAUCUUUAUUUGAACUCUUCUCGCCUGAUUUUACACUUUCUAAAAUAAUGCAUGCAAGCUGUUGACCUUCUGUUCCAAACAGAAAUGGCUUCUUUGUUUCUCUGAGAGUUGCUUUAAUGUAGAAUAUCUGUACUGUGAAAAACAAAUCUCAGAAAUGUAUAAGAAAAGGAGGUUAUCUGGUAUGACAGACGUGUACAGUUUUACCAUUCCUCUGCGUACCUUUCACCCCUCUAUCAGACAGGAUAUUUCACAUUUUAAGGGCUUUGCAGUGUCCCUCUAAAAUUUGGUUAAGGUUUACUUUAAUGUAUGUAUUGUAUGUAUUAAAUCAUUACAUGUGACAUCACUACUAAUAUAAAAAGUAUACAUGAUAAACAAAGCACUUAAUUCAGAAUUGGAAAAAAAAAUGUAUAAAUCUACUUAAGGAAAAAAACGGUAUUAAAUGUUUUAACAUUAUUUUAUAAAGUAUGUGUAUUGUACAGCAUGGCUAUUAUCCUAUGCAAUUAUUAUCCAUAUCAAUAUAUUGAAUAUCACUGCAGCUUCUGAUUUUUGUGACAAAGCUUUAAACUAGUAGGAUCACCAUAGAGCAUUGAUGGCAAACCCCACAGCUGCAUGAGCUCUCAGCAGCUGGCACAUGUCAAGAAGUCCCAAGAUAUCCACUCAUUUUUAAGAAUAAAUAUCUAAAAAAUGAAA
Oryzias latipes (Japanese medaka) is the source of this 1995-nucleotide messenger RNA. It is a transcript of the gene nptna, whose product is annotated as neuroplastin a. Lineage: Eukaryota; Metazoa; Chordata; Actinopteri; Beloniformes; Adrianichthyidae. Gene Ontology annotation, molecular function: cell-cell adhesion mediator activity. Gene Ontology annotation, biological process: homophilic cell-cell adhesion; axon guidance; dendrite self-avoidance. The record is from RefSeq and is a predicted model, not a curated record. Gene Ontology annotation, cellular component: plasma membrane; cell-cell junction; axon.